This is a messenger RNA of Rotaria sp. Silwood2, 2443 nucleotides long. NCBI's taxonomy places the organism in Eukaryota, Metazoa, Rotifera, Eurotatoria, Philodinida, Philodinidae. The record is from the annotation of a GenBank genome assembly.
AUGCCCUGCACCAUUAACCCAACCUCGCAGCAGUUCAACAGAUAUAAAUUCAUUGAAUUAUCAGACAAAUUAUUACCCUUGAUAUAUGAUGUAUCUUCUCACCAAAAACAGAUUGGACUUGAAGCAUUACAGGAGUGUUGUUGGACCUGGAAUCUGAAUAAAGUUUCACAUUUUUGGCAACAGCAAUACAAUCAACCAAAAACAGUAUCAAAUUGCCUUUCAUUACUGCAUUAUAAUAUUCGUCAUUUCUAUUCUAAUCAAGUUGAUCUUAUUGAAAUGGUCAAUACCUUUUCUCCAACAAUUAUCUCUCUCAACGAACUUGGCACACCAGUUCUGGACAAAACAAUUAAACAACUUCUGUUUUCUUACAACUUUUAUACAAAAGAAGGCACAAAUCCACAUGGUGGUGUUGUACUUGCUGUGGACAAAAGAUUACAAAGUCAUCUAAUAGAAACUGCUCUUAAGCUUCGGGUAGCGGUAUGGCAAGAAGUCAGUCGUACACGACCAUCCAUCUCAUCAUCACUGCGAAUUCUUCUUCGUCAUAAACACUAUUUACAAAAUAGAUAUAGGCACACAACAUAUGAAGAAGAUCGACUAAGGUUAAGGUCAUGGAAUACACUGGUUAGACUCGAAUUUCAAGCACAUAGACAACGAAGUUGGGAGCAAUUUAUAUCAAGUGUUGCUUCACCAAAUCCAACAAAUUUCUGGCGUACUGUGAAAAAACUGGACAAGAAGAAAUCAAUCGAAUUUUCAGCCCUAACAGAUAAUAAUACAGUACAUCGAUCGCCAGAAGAUGUAGUCAAGCGCUUAGAACAACAUUUUACUCAACGUUAUUCAAAACCUGUAUUGAAUAUGAUGAACAAACUCGAUAAGGAAGCAACUGAAAUAUGGGAAUCAUACCGUUUAGCUGACGAAGAAGAUAUGAAAUUAGUAUCUGGUUAUUCUAAUCUUCAAUUUACGGAACGAGAUAUAAAAAAUACAAUUCAAUCCUUAAAGUGUAAAAAUUCGUCUGUUUUUGAUCAGGUGUCUAAUAAAAUGAUCAAAUUGCUGCCUGCCAAGAUCCAUGCCACCCUCACACUUGCUUAUAAUAAACUCUUUGAAGCAGCUCAUUGGGGAAAAGAAUGGAAGAUGGCUCGAACUAAGUGUCUUAAUAAGUGUGACAAUCCAGCACCAAGGACAAAUCAACUGCGGCCAAUUUCGAUGCUGCCAACUUUUAGUAAAAUGUACGAAAAAUUAUUCUUACUCAGAUUUAACAGUUGGUCACAGAGAAUGAAUAUUCUACCAGCUCAACAAUCAGGUGCAAGAACGCACCAAGCCACAACAUCUCGAGUCAACCACCUAUUAGAACAAAUAACCCAGUCUAUUCGCUACAAUACGUUUGCGCCAGUCAUCUAUAUUGAUUUUCUACAAGCCUUUGACAUGCUUUGGCAAAAAUGACUUCUUCUUAAGCUAAAUAGACUCAAUUGUCCAUCAGCAUAUAUGCCUUGGAUUGCUAAAUAUUUUACCAAUCGUACCCUCAAAUUGACUAUGGUGGCGUCAAGUCAGUACCGAUCAAUGUUGAACGUGGAGCCCCCCAGGGCAGUUGCAUGGGUCCCGUAUUGUAUAUAAUCAAUCAUCACGAUCUACCUCAAUGUUUCGAAGAACCAACUUAUGUCCACGCAUAUGUGAAUGAUAUUGCUAUUGCGUAUACCCCAUCAAUGCAUUUAAGCUUCAAAUUCCAAAUUGUUGAUAUCGAGAAACAUAUUAACAAAGACAUGUUAAAUCGGCUGAAGUAUGCCAAGGACUGGCAUCAGCCUCUUAAUCCGAACAAAACAGAAUUAGUCGUUUAUCAUAAAACAAUUCGAUGUCCAAAACUGGAUAUUUACUAUGAUGGUGUAAAAAUCGUGCAAGAAAAAAACUUCAAGUACCUUGGCUUUCACCUCGAUGCAAAGCUAUCAUUUCGAUGCAUGAUCGACACUCAAGUUUUUAAACUAAGAAAAGCAUAUGUGAUAUUAAAAUUCAUUCGCCGCCAAUUUCCAUCAUUUUUUGAAUUAAAAAUUAAAUUCUUCAACACUUACGUCUGACCUCACUUGUACAUGAUAGCAACAAUAUAUUGCUUAUUCUCAAUGACCUCGCGCGAUAGGGUUGCGGGUUUUUAUCGAAGAUGCCUAAGAUUGAUCUACUGCUUAUUUCAGUGCUCAACGGAAGAUCUACACCACCACUUUCAACUACCAACAAUCGAGCAAAGAGACAAAAAGUAACUUUUAAAGUGCAUGAAAAGUGUGGGUGUGGGUGUGGGUGUGGGUGUGGGUAUGGGUGUGGGUGUGGGUGUGGGUGGGUGUGGGUGUGGGUGUGGGUGUGGGUGUGGGUGUGGGUGUGGGUGUGGGGGGGUGUAGUGGGAGGUGUCAGUAUGACUGGAGGGAGAGCGCGCAUACUCGCACCGCGACCACGGCGGAACCGCCGC